GGGGAAUGCGAGUUGAAUAUCACGCAUGCGCAGUAGCGUACCGGCGACGGCUGUACAAAACGGUGGCCUAGUGAAGCAGAGGAUUACGGAGCUCAAGUUGACAGGCUUCACAAUGAGUCAGGGUAAGGACAAUGCACGACUCAAGAGCUACAAGAACAAGUCUCUCAACACAGAUGAAAUGCGAAGAAGGAGGGAAGAGGAAGGUCUACAGCUCCGUAAACAGAAGAAGGAUGAACAGUUGUUCAAGAGGAGGAACGUUGCCACGGUGGAGGAUGACGGCAACCUGGAGGAAGACGGAAUGGCCGACAGCGGCUACCUGGAGUCCCAGGCUAACAACAUGGACCCACUCAUGGGCGGGGCGAUCUCUGAAGAUAUGACUCAGAUGAUCUUUUCCAGUUCCCCUGAGCAACAGCUAAUAGGCACUCAACGCUUUAGGAAACUUCUUUCUAAAGAACCCAACCCACCCAUUGAUGAAGUCAUUGCCACUUCAGGGGUGGUGGAGCGCUUUGUUGAGUUCCUGAAGAGGAGAGAAAACUGCACAUUGCAGUUCGAAGCUGCGUGGGUGUUGACCAACAUUGCAUCAGGUACAUCCCACCAGACACGGGUGGUGAUCCAGGCAGGCGCUGUGCCCAUAUUCAUAGAGAUGCUCUGCUCUGAUUUUGAAGACGUGCAGGAACAAGCGGUGUGGGCCUUGGGGAACAUAGCAGGAGAUAGCACAGAAUGCAGAGACUUUGUCAUAGACUGCAACAUCCUACCUUCCUUGGUGCAGCUAUUGGCCAAACAGAAUCGUCUAACAAUGAUGAGGAACGCAGUGUGGGCGCUCUCGAACUUGUGCAGAGGAAAGAACCCACCUCCAGACUUCGCAAAGGUGUCCCCAUGUCUCAGCGUGCUGUCUUGGCUGCUGUUCGUCAAUGACACGGACAUCCUGGCUGACGCAUGCUGGGCUCUCUCCUACCUAUCCGAUGGCCCCAAUGACAAAAUCCAGGCUGUUAUUGACUCAGGCGUCUGUCGCAGGCUGGUGGAGUUACUUAUGCACGCUGAUUAUAAGGUGGUGUCCCCUGCUUUGCGAGCUGUUGGGAACAUAGUCACUGGAGAUGAUCUACAGACACAGGUGAUCCUGAACUGCUCCGCGCUGCAGUCCCUCCUUCACCUCCUGAGCAGCCCCAAGGAGUCGAUCAAGAAGGAAGCCUGCUGGACGAUCUCCAACAUCACUGCAGGGAACCGAGCACAAAUACAGAUGGUAAUAGAUGCAGGUCUGCUGCCUCCUCUCAUCUCUAUCCUGCAAGUAGCAGAGUUUCGCACAAGAAAGGAGGCGGCGUGGGCCAUCACCAAUGCCACCUCGGGGGGCUCCGGAGAGCAAAUCAGGCACUUAGUGGAGCUGGGCUGCAUAAAACCUUUGUGUGACCUGCUCACGCUCAUGGACUCCAAAAUAGUCCAGGUGGCUCUAAACGGCCUGGAAAACAUCUUGCGACUGGGAGAACUAGAGGCCAAGAGAGGCGGAGGCAUCAACCCAUAUUGUGCACUCAUUGAAGAGGCCUACGGUCUGGACAAGCUGGAGUUCCUGCAGGGCCACGAGAACCAGGAAAUCUACCAGAAGGCGUUCGACCUGAUCGAGCGCUACUUCAACACAGAAGACGAGGACCCGUCUCUGGCUCCGGCUGUCGACCUGCAGCAGCAGCAGUUCCUCUUCCAGCAGUGCGAGGCCCCAAUGGAAGGUUUUCAGCUAUAAUGCUGAACGCUGCCUCUCUCCCCCGUGCUCCACCUUCAUCCUCACCUCUGCUCAUUCCUCUCGCUCUCUGCCCACUGCCAUGAUCAAGGGCGACGACGGCCCUCGGCGAUCGAUUUUAAAUCAUUGUCAUGAUUAUGAAAAAUGUUAGCAUUACAGGAGCACGUGUGUGUGUGCGCGUACGUCCAACGUGGGUCAAGUUCCUGCAGUCUUGUCAGCCAGUUUGUGAAAGGUUUCAUUCAUUCCGUCUCGCGCCGAGCUCAACUCUGCGCCUGAUUCCUCGACACCCAAAGCCCUCCUAUCUGCUCAGGCCCCAGCAUAGUCUACUAGCAGAUUUUCCCUGUAACAUGUCCCCUGUCUUACUUUUUGGAUUCGCUCCCCAGCUCAUCCCAAAUGAAAGGCACCUCUCAGUGUUCCCGUAGGAUGGCGAUCCCCACCUGAGUCGGUGGGAGUUUUAGGACUGCUGCUCUGCUUGUGUGAUUGAAGCAUUAAUGACUCGCAAGACAGACAAGACGGACAUGGACGUGAUCUUUAACCCCCCUGAUCCCACACAGAAGAAUGAUCGAACCUAAACACUGGACUGACCACGAGACGCUGACCAUACGUUUAGCUGUGGUCACAGGACUGGACUGCCCACAGCCGGGGGCCACGUGGCCAGUUUGAAUCCCCAAGACUCAACUGACAAAAAGGCACUUAAAACGACAUUUUAGAAAAUAUGGAGGUCCUUUUCCGGCCAUUGGAUAAGUGACCACAGAUGGACAAAUCAGGAACUCGACUGUGUUGCUGAGGGGUGGAGCUUGUCGGUCACACGCCAGACUGCUUUGCGUUCCACCCUGGAUCUCAUGUCAUACAUUCCUCUAUCCAGUAAUGGGACUUUCCCACCUGCACAGGCUCCAUCCUUGAAGCGUUUAGACUGCCUCCUGCCUCUGGUGUGUAAUGAAAACCCCAUGGAACCAUGGGAAUUGGAGUCUUCCCUCGCACUGAGACAAUUGAACAGACUUGGACAAGACAAAAAACAGACUAUUUAACCUUGGGAUUCUGUCCAGCAGCGAACCAUCAGGAUUUUUUAUUACCUUAAAAUAAUUUCAUUUAAUUUGCUGCACUUUAGUUCAGGACUGAUGCCUCGUUGAGAAUAUACCGUAGUUUUUACAUUAACUAUUUAAUUGGUCGAUGACGCCGCUCUUCCCCUCCCUCAGGAAGCGAAGUGAAGAGAGGUGCGGCCUGUGUCUUUAGUCCCCUUCUGGUAUGACGAAGAUAACAAUGUUCUUCACUGUUUACCCUUCACACAAAAGGGACUCAAGCAGAUUGUGGACUAAAACUGUUUAGCACACUAAUUACAAUCAGUAGAUCGUACUGCCUCAGCAUGGCUACAACAACUUUGUUGUGACAAAGUUAAUCAAUCAUUUUUCUUUUCCUUUUUUUCUUUCUGAAAAUUGGAUGUUUAGGUUAAUGUCUGUUAUCUUGCUGAUGGUGCCAUAAUCCUCACUCAACAGAAAUCCUCCCUGACAAUUUCAACAACAAAAAAAUCCAGAUUAAAACUUGAAAAGACUGGGGAUAAUCUUAGUUAGUUCAAUUGAAUGUUUGUUUACCAAGUCCUCUUUACAUUGCUUACUUUUUGUCGAAAAAAUCUCAGCAAGAGAUGUCCAGCUCUGUGUUCAUGACUGUCUGUUUGUUGAAUUGAGUUUGUGCACCUGUCCCCUGUUAUGCCAUUUGCAUAAAAGCCGUUUCAUGUA
This is a messenger RNA of Scophthalmus maximus (turbot), 3459 nucleotides long. It is a transcript of the gene kpna1, whose product is annotated as karyopherin alpha 1 (importin alpha 5). Lineage: Eukaryota; Metazoa; Chordata; Actinopteri; Pleuronectiformes; Scophthalmidae. Gene Ontology annotation, cellular component: nucleoplasm; cytoplasm; nucleus. Bases 26 to 1729 code for a protein of 567 amino acids. Gene Ontology annotation, biological process: postsynapse to nucleus signaling pathway; NLS-bearing protein import into nucleus. Gene Ontology annotation, molecular function: protein binding; nuclear import signal receptor activity. The transcript is spliced from 14 exons. The record is from RefSeq and is a predicted model, not a curated record.